This is a messenger RNA of Olea europaea var. sylvestris, 519 nucleotides long. RefSeq lists its product as uncharacterized. The record is from RefSeq and is a predicted model, not a curated record. Bases 1 to 519 code for a protein of 172 amino acids. The transcript has a single exon. NCBI's taxonomy places the organism in Eukaryota, Viridiplantae, Streptophyta, Magnoliopsida, Lamiales, Oleaceae.
AUGGGGCAGCUAGCCAUCGCAUUGACUGGUAGAACGCCAGGUAACUUGCCAAGUAAUACAGAAAUCAAUCCCAAAGAGCAAGCUAAAGCUAUUACAACUCGAAGUGUAGUGCAAUUACCGAAAAUCCACGUUAAGAGACCAGGUGUGACUGUAGAGACAUCCUUCCCUGCUGAAAAUGAGACUGAUGUGAAGGAAUCAACUCCAAAGGAAAAUUUAGAAAAAUCACAGGAUAAGGCCAAGGUCACAGUCAACCCAUACGAGCCUCCGAUUCCCUUUCCACAGCGCUUGAAAAAGCAAAAAGUGGAGCAACAAUACAAAAAAUUCCUAAAAGUCUUCAAAAAUUUCCAUAUUAACAUCCUACUAGCUGAUGCACUGUUUCAGAUGCCUAGCUACGCGAAGUUUCUCAAAGAUAUUAUAUCAAAUAAAGGCAAGUUGGAGGACCAUGAGACAGUUAUGCUUACGGAGGAAUGUAGUACCAGAAUCCAGAAUAAGUUCCCACCAAAACUGAAAGAUCCAUGA